AUGGGGCUGGAAAGCCUGGGCCACCAACCAGCCCUGGAGCCUGGUGGGAAAGUAGGUGAUGAUGGGGUAUUGAAGAGACUCCUGCCAGAGUCAGAAGCAUAUGUCAUUGAGGUGGAUGUGGACACAGCCCAUCCAAACUUGUCAAUUGCUGUGGACAAGAAGAGUUUUACAUAUAAAUCACAGGCCCAGAAAGUGACUCAAAAUGAAGGGAGUUUUGACUCAUCUGUCUGUGCGCUGGGCUCAGAAGGUUUCUCCUCUGGGAAGCAUUACUGGGAGGUGGAUGUUGAAAAAAGCAAUGACUGGGACCUGGGAGUAGCCAGAAAAUCUUCUCCGAGGAAAGGAAAAAUGUCUCUGUCACCUAAAGAAGGAUUCUGGGCUCUGGGCUUAAGUUUUAAAGGUUACUGGGCAAGAACUGAUCCAUGGACACGGUUAGCAGUGCAGAAAAAUCCCAGGAAAAUUGGAAUUUACCUUAACUGUGAAGAGAAAACUCUGACUUUUUUCAAUGUUACUGACAUGUCUGUGAUGUUCACGUUUAAAGACUGUGCAUUCUCGGAAGAAGUUUAUCCGUUCUUUAAAAAUUCACACAAAGAAUCAACCAUGAGAAUUAGUUCAGUUAAAGAGGAAUAA
Messenger RNA from Cariama cristata (Red-legged seriema), 627 nucleotides. Its product is annotated as butyrophilin subfamily 1 member A1-like. Bases 1 to 627 code for a protein of 208 amino acids. NCBI's taxonomy places the organism in Eukaryota, Metazoa, Chordata, Aves, Cariamiformes, Cariamidae. The record is from RefSeq and is a predicted model, not a curated record. Gene Ontology annotation, molecular function: protein binding. The transcript has 2 exons.